Messenger RNA from Apiotrichum porosum, 1821 nucleotides. RefSeq lists its product as uncharacterized. The coding region runs from base 1 to 1821 and encodes 606 amino acids. Gene Ontology annotation, biological process: branched-chain amino acid biosynthetic process. The transcript is spliced from 4 exons. Gene Ontology annotation, molecular function: dihydroxy-acid dehydratase activity. Lineage: Eukaryota; Fungi; Basidiomycota; Tremellomycetes; Trichosporonales; Trichosporonaceae. Gene Ontology annotation, cellular component: mitochondrion. The record is from RefSeq and is a predicted model, not a curated record.
AUGUCCAUGCUCGGCUCGUCGUCCAACGUUCUCCGCGCCAACCAGCGCGCGGCCUCGCGCCGCACCAUCUCGUCGUCGGCUCGUGCUGCCCAGGCCGGCCUCAACCGCUACUCCAAGGUCAUCACCCAGCCCAAGGCCCAGGGCGCCUCGCAGGCUAUGCUCUACGCCACUGAGGGUGUCGACUCGAUUGAGGACCUCGCCAAGCCCAUGGUCGGCGUCGCUUCCGUCUGGUACGAGGGUAACCCAUGCAAUGGUCACAUUCUCGCUCUCGGCCAGCGUAUCAAGCAGUCGCUGGUGCGCGCCGGUGUUACUGGCUACCAGUUCGGUACCGUCGGUGUCUCUGACGGUAUCUCGAUGGGUACCGAGGGUAUGCGCUACUCGCUCCAGUCCCGUGACCUCAUUGCCGACCAGGUCGAGACCGCCGCCGGUGGCCACUGGCUCGACGGUAUGGUCGUCGUUCCCGGUUGUGACAAGAACAUGCCCGGUACCCUCAUGGCCCUCGGCCGCCUGAACCGCCCCGGUUUCAUGGUUUACGGCGGUACCAUCCGUCCCGGCCACUGCGGUGGUGGCAGCACUGGCCGCCCCGAGGAGGUUGUUGACAUUGUCUCGGCCUUCCAGUCGUACGGCCGCUUCCUCCAGGAGGGUCAGACCGAGGAGGCCGAGGCUGUCCGUUACGACACCAUCCGUAACGCCUGCCCCGGUUCGGGUGCUUGCGGUGGUAUGUACACUGCCAACACCAUGGCUUCCGCUGCUGAGGCCCUCGGUAUGUCGCUCCCCGGUUCGUCGUCGUUCCCCGCCGAGUACCCCGAGAAGCUCGCCGAGUGUGACGCCGCCGGUGAGGCCAUGGUCAACCUCCUCAACAACAACAUUCUCCCCCGCGACAUUAUGACCCGCGAGGCCUUUGAGAACGCCAUGGUUCUCGUCAUGGCUCUUGGUGGCUCGACCAACGCCGUCCUCCACCUGAUCGCCAUUGCCCACUCGGUCGGCAUCACCCUCACCAUUGACGACUUCCAGUCGGUCUCGGACCGCAUCCCCUUCCUUGCCGACCUCAAGCCCUCGGGCAAGUACGUCUUCGAGGACGUCUACCGCAUUGGUGGUGUCCCCGCGGUCAUGCACUACCUCAUCAAGGAGGGCCUCAUGACUGGCAACCAGCUCACCGUCACCGGCAAGACCCUUGGCGAGAACUGCGCCGAGUGGAUGGACAAGUACGGCCACAAGUGGGACGGCCAGGACGUUAUCCGCCCCGUCAACAACCCCCUCAAGGCCACUGGUCACCUCCGUAUCCUCCGCGGUAACCUUGCCCCCGGCGGUGCCGUCGCCAAGAUCACCGGCAAGGAGGGUCUUGCCUUCUCGGGCAAGGCCCGUGUCUUCAACGACGAGGACUCGUUCGUUGCCGCCCUCGAGAACAACGAGAUCAAGAAGGGCACCAAGACUGUUGUCAUUCUCCGUUACCUCGGCCCCAAGGGUGGCCCCGGCAUGCCCGAGAUGCUCAAGCCCACUGGUCUCAUCAUGGGUGCCGGUCUCGGCUACGACGUCGCGUGCCUCACUGACGGCCGCUUCUCGGGUGGCUCGCACGGCUUCGUUAUCGGCCACGUCGUCCCCGAGGCCCAGGUCGGUGGCCCCAUCGCCCUUAUCGAGGACGGCGACAUGAUCCACAUUGACGCCGAGGCCAACACCCUCAACGUCGACGUCUCGGACGAGGUCCUCGCUGCCCGUCGUGAGAAGUGGGUCGCUCCCCCUCUCAAGGUCAAGCAGGGUACUCUCCUCAAGUACGCCCGCCUCGUCUCGGACGCUAGCCACGGCUGUGUUACCGACCUCUAA